CCGUGCUGGUCGGUGCGCGCCGCCGCCGCGGCGAGCGCUGGAGUCGCGGCGCGCUCGCGUGACGCAACACCCUAGCAGUGCACUUUACCUUGUCCGACGGUUAGCAAACGAGGAUUCGCUGGUCGCCUGCGCUGACUCGUGUGAUGAAAACCCAACGCGCUCGGUCGUAAUGCGAGUUGAGGUCGCGUGAGGUGACUCGCGGAGGAACCGUUAAACGCAGCUGAGGAUCACGUGACCGAAGCGGUGGAGGAUCUGCCAUCAGCUGCCUGCCACCGGAGCUGACGGGACCCUCUGCCUCGUCGCCCGUGCUCCCGGUGCAUCCACGCCACGCAACUCCGUGUCGCUGUUACACGAGACGCGCCAUGAGCCCGGCAGCGCUGCUGUGCUGGACCCUGUGCCUGCUCGCGACCUCGGCCGCGCAGGCGCCGGGCUUCUGGAACGUGACCUUCGACCCGCCGGCGGUGCUCGGCCUGCGCACCGGCUCCCAGGCGCAGGUUGUGCUCACGGCGGGCGAGGUGCCCGUCGACGGCGAGCCGCAGCUGUGGCUGGCCGUGGCGCGCGGCGGCCGCGUGGUGUCCGUCGGACCGCCGACGGCGCUGGUCCGGUCGGACGCCGGCUGGACGAGCGCCUUCAACGUGACGGGCAACUUCCUGGGGUACGCGACGCUGCGGGCGCAGCUGUCCGCGGCGUCGGGCGAGGCUGCUGUCGCCGAGUCGCGCGACCUGGAGGUGACGGUGAUCCGCCAGGACCGCGCCAUCGACCACGCCUUCACGGGCAGCGUCAUCGUGCUGGUGUCCGUGCUCUACGUCAACUUCGGCUGCGCCGUCGACUGGGCCGCGUUCCGGAGCACCGUGCGGCGGCCCGUCGGCCCGCUCAUCGGCUUCGUCACGCACUUCCUCUUCAUGCCGCUGAUCAGCUUCGGGCUGGCGCGGCUGCUGUUCCCCGACUCGGUGGCACUGCAGCUGGGGCUGUUCUUCACGGGAGUGAGCCCCGCCGGCGGCGCCUCCAACAUCUGGACCCUGGUGCUGGGGGGCAACGUGGCGCUCAGCAUCACCAUGACAACCAUCAGCACCUUCGCCGCCUUCGGGAUGAUGCCGCUGUGGAUCUUCACGCUGGGGCGCGUCAUCUUCCGGCAGGGCAACCUGGAGGUGCCGUACGUGCGCAUCGCCUCCUUAGCCGUGGGGCUGCUCAUCCCUCUGGGCGUCGGCUUCCUGGUGCAGCGCUACCUGCCGCGCGUCGCCAAGGUCAUGGCCCGCGCGCUCAAGCCCUUCGCGCUGCUGCUGCUCGUCUUCAUCGUCGUGUUCGCCAUCGUCACCAACGUGUACCUGUUCGAGCUGUUCACGUGGCGGAUCUUGGUGGCGGGCAUGGGACUGCCGUGGCUGGGCUACUUGAGCGGUGCGAUCCUGGGCCGGGUGCUGCAACAGCCGCCGGCAGACGUGCUCGCCAUCAGCAUCGAGACCGGGCUGGAGAACACAGGCAUCUCCAUAUUCCUGCUGAGGGUGGCGCUGGAGCAGCCGGAGGCUGACCUCACUACCGUGGUGCCGGUCGCAGUGGCGAUCCUCACGCCCAUCCCGCUGAUGCUGCUGUACGCGCUGAAGCUGUGCAAAGAGCGAUUCGACGCGCGGCACCGCAUCCAGUUCGACGCGGAGGACGCGGAGAAAAUGACAGUGCAUCCAAAAUACGUAUGAGACCAAAGAAGCAGGACCACCAAUCGCUGACUCGAUAGAAAGGAACCAUUACUACUAUGCAUUACAUAAAUGUAAUGCUGCCAUAAUUGUGGAUAAAACAUUACUUACAUACUUAGGUUUACAUUAAAGCUCUUGGCAAAACAUGAGCAUGAACAAAUUAAGAGGCAUUUCUGAAUACUUCUGUGUUUAUAUGCAACAAACCAAACAGCACAAAUACUGUAUUUAAAAUUAGUCCAAAAAUAUAACUUGCGUAAAAAUCACAAAGCAUGAAAUGGAAUCAUGUUUGGGAAAGUUUCUGAGAAGAUAAAAUGUUUUGAA
Messenger RNA from Bacillus rossius redtenbacheri, 2006 nucleotides. RefSeq names its product ileal sodium/bile acid cotransporter-like. Gene Ontology annotation, cellular component: membrane. The record is from RefSeq and is a predicted model, not a curated record. The transcript has 7 exons. Lineage: Eukaryota; Metazoa; Arthropoda; Insecta; Phasmatodea; Bacillidae. The coding region runs from base 363 to 1688 and encodes 441 amino acids.